AUGGUAGAUCGAUACGAAGAAUCCCCAAUACGACAUAAAAAUACAUCAUUAACUGAAGACGGUUAUAAGAUCUAUUUAUCUAUCUAUCUAUCUAUCUAUCUAUCUAUCUAUCUAUCUAUCUAUCUGAGUCUGUUUAUCUAUCUGUUCUGUUUAUCUAUCUAUCUAUCUAUCUAUCUAUCUAUCUAUCUAUCUAUCUAUCUAUCUGAGUCUUUAAACUAUUUCAUUCUAUCUAUCUAUCUAUCUAUCUAUCUAUCUAUCUAUCUAUCUAUCUAUCUAUCUAUCUAUCUAUCGCAGUCUGUUCAUAUCUAUCUAUCUAUCUAUCUAUCUAUCUAUCUAUCUAUCUUGCUGUACCCUUGUUGGUUUGUACUGAAAUACCUAUCUAUCUAUCUAUCUAUCUAUCUAUCUAUCUAUCUGAGUUUGUUCAUCUAUCUCUUUGAGUUUGUUUAUGUCCAUCUAUCUAUCUAUCUAUCUAUCUAUCUAUCUAUCUAUCUAUCUAUUUUAUAUCUUUUUUUCAAUCAUAUCUAUCAAUCAUAUCUGCCUAUCUAUAGAUCUAUUUAUCUGUCGAUCUAUAUACCUAUUUAUCUGCCUGUCUUUCUUUCUUUCUAUCUAUCUAUCUAUCUAUCUAUCUAUCUAUCUAUCUAUCUAUCUAUGUUCCUCUCUUCUCAUUCUGCUUACUGUUGGCUUUUAGUCCUUUCUUCACUUUCUUCUCACUACUGUUAUUUAGUCAUUUACUACAUUCUAUAG
Molecule: messenger RNA, 744 nt
Organism: Acanthosepion pharaonis
Lineage: Eukaryota; Metazoa; Mollusca; Cephalopoda; Sepiida; Sepiidae
Source: the annotation of a GenBank genome assembly